GAGAGCCUAAAGAUCAUGACUAAGGUCAAGUCUUUGCGCACUGCUGAAUAUGCCUUCCAGCUGGCCCAGUAGAUGGCAUGCAAAAAAGUGACGGCUGUGCACAAGGUCAGCAUCAUGAAACUGAGAGAUGGUCUCUUCCUCCAGUGCUGUGGGGAGGUGGCAUCCCGCUAUCCUCAGCUCACCUUAGAAGAUAUGAUUGUGGACAAUGCCACAAUGCACUUUCUGUGAAGAGGGCUGCAGAUACGGUGGGACGUGUGUGGCUCCUAACAAAUGUGUCUGUCCAUCUGGAUUCACAGGAAGUCACUGCGAGAAAGAUAUUGAUGAAUGUUCAGAGGGAAUCAUUGAGUGCCACAACCAUUCCCGCUGCGUUAACCUGCCAGGGUGGUACCACUGUGAGUGCAGAAGCGGUUUCCAUGACGAUGGGACCUAUUCACUGUCCGGGGAGUCCUGUAUUGACAUCGAUGAAUGUGCCUUAAGAACUCACACCUGUUGGAACGAUUCUGCCUGCAUCAACCUGGCAGGGGGCUUUGACUGUCUCUGCCCCUCUGGGCCCUCCUGCUCUGGUGACUGUCCUCAUGAAGGGGGGCUGAAGCGCAAUGGCCAGGUGUGGACCUUGAAAGAAGACAGGUGUUCUGUCUGCUCCUGCAAGGAUGGCAAGAUAUUCUGCCGACGGACGGCCUGUGAUUGCCAGAAUCCAAGUGCUGACCUUUUCUGUUGCCCAGAAUGUGACACCAGGGUCACAAGUCAAUGUUUAGACCAAAAUGGUCACAAGCUGUAUCGAAGUGGAGACAAUUGGACCCAUAGCUGUCAGCAAUGUCGGUGUCUGGAAGGAGAGGUAGAUUGCUGGCCACUCACUUGCCCCAACUUGAGCUGUGAGUACACAGCUAUCUUAGAAGGGGAGUGUUGUCCCCGCUGUGUCAGUGACCCCUGCCUAGCUGAUAACAUCGCCUAUGACAUCAGAAAAACUUGCCUGGACAGCUAUGGUGUUUCAAGGCUUAGUGGCUCAGUGUGGACGAUGGCUGGAUCUCCCUGCACAACCUGUAAAUGCAAGAAUGGAAGAGUCUGUUGUUCUGUGGAUUUGGAGUGUCUUCAAAAUAAUUGAAGUAUUUAAAAUGGACUCAUCGCAGAAGAAUGGACAAAAUGACCAUCCAACGUGAUUAAGAAUAGGAAUUGGUGGUUUGGGUUUUUUGUUUGUUUUGUUUUGUUUUUAACCACAGACAAUUGCCAAAGUUUCCAUCUGAGGAAGGUGUUUGGAGGUUGCCUUUUGGACCUACCACUUUGCUCAUUCUUGCUAACCUAGUCUAGGUGACCUACAGUGCAGUCCAUUUAAGUCAAUGGUUGUUAAAAGAAGUUUCCCGUGUUGUAAAUCAUGUUUCCCUUAUUAGAUCAUUUGCAAACACAUUUAAAUGAUCUCAUGGUAAAUGUUGAUGUAUUUUUUGGCUUAUUUUGUGUAUGAACAUAAUAGAGACUCAGCUCCUUUUAUUUAUUUUGUUGAUUUAUGGAUCAAAUUCUAAAAUAAAGUUGCCUGUUGUGAUUUUUGUCCCAUCUACUG
Molecule: messenger RNA, 1552 nt
Organism: Mandrillus leucophaeus (drill)
Lineage: Eukaryota; Metazoa; Chordata; Mammalia; Primates; Cercopithecidae
Product: protein kinase C-binding protein NELL1
Exons: 7
Coding region: 206-1102 (298 amino acids)
Molecular function (GO): protein binding; calcium ion binding
Source: RefSeq, a predicted model, not a curated record